GUCCCGCGUCUCGCCCCGUCCGUCCGUCCCUUGACUCCUUCGCUCUUGUUCUUCCUCCCGCUUUUCUUCUCUUUCUCCCUCCCUCUCCUCUCCUCUUCGAUCUAAAGAUGCCUUCGGCCACCAGCCACAGCGGAAGCGGCAGCAAAUCGUCGGGACCACCACCGCCGGCGUCGGGUUCCUCCGGGAACGAGGCGGGGGCCGGGGCCGCUGCGCCAGCUUCUCAACACCCCGCCACCGGGACCGGCGCCGUCCAGACCGAGGCCAUGAAGCAGAUUCUGGGGGUGAUCGACAAGAAACUUCGAAACCUGGAGAAGAAAAAGGGUAAGCUUGAUGAUUACCAGGAACGAAUGAACAAAGGGGAAAGGCUCAAUCAAGAUCAGCUGGAUGCUGUAUCUAAAUACCAGGAAGUUACAAAUAAUUUGGAGUUUGCAAAAGAAUUACAGAGGAGUUUCAUGGCAUUAAGUCAAGAUAUUCAGAAAACAAUAAAGAAGACAGCUCGUCGGGAACAGCUUAUGAGAGAAGAAGCUGAACAGAAACGUUUAAAAACUGUACUUGAGCUACAAUAUGUUUUGGACAAACUGGGAGAUGAGGAAGUGAGAACUGACCUGAAGCAAGGUUUAAAUGGAGUGCCAAUAUUGUCUGAAGAAGAAUUGUCAUUGUUGGAUGAAUUCUACAAGCUAGUGGACCCUGAAAGGGACAUGAGUUUAAGGUUGAAUGAACAGUAUGAACAUGCCUCCAUUCACCUGUGGGACUUGUUAGAAGGGAAGGAAAAAUCUGUAUGUGGAACAACCUAUAAAGCUUUAAAGGAAAUUGUUGAGCGUGUUUUUCAGUCAAACUACUUUGAUAGCACUCACAAUCAUCAGAAUGGGCUAUGUGAAGAAGAAGAAGCAGCUUCUGCACCUACAGGGGAAGACCAGGUAGCUGAAGCUGAACCUGAACCAGCAGAAGAAUACACUGAGCAAAGUGAAGUUGAAUCAACAGAGUAUGUAAAUAGACAAUUUAUGGCAGAAGCACAGUUCAGCAGUGGUGAAAAAGAGCAAGUAGAUGAAUGGACAGUUGAAACUGUUGAGGUGGUAAAUUCACUCCAGCAACAACCACAGGCUGCAUCUCCUUCAGUGCCUGAGCCCCACUCUUUGACUCAGGUGGCUCAGGCAGAUCCCCUUGUGAGAAGACAGCGAGUACAAGAUCUUAUGGCACAAAUGCAAGGUCCUUAUAAUUUCAUACAGGACUCAAUGCUGGAUUUUGAAAACCAGACACUUGAUCCUGCCAUUGUAUCUGCACAACCUAUGAAUCCAACCCAAAAUAUGGACAUGCCUCAGCUGGUUUGCCCCCCAGUUCAUUCUGAAUCUAGACUUGCUCAACCUAAUCAAGUGUCAGUACAACCAGAAGCUACACAGGUUCCUUUGGUUUCAUCCACAAGUGAGGGUUAUACUGCUUCCCAACCCUUAUACCAACCUUCUCAUGCUACAGAGCAACGCCCACAAAAGGAACCAAUUGAUCAGAUUCAGGCAACAAUCUCUUUAAAUACAGACCAGACUACAGCAGCAUCAUCCCUUCCUGCCGCUUCUCAGCCUCAAGUAUUCCAAGCUGGGACAAGUAAACCUUUGCAUAGCAGUGGAAUCAAUGUAAAUGCAGCUCCAUUCCAAUCCAUGCAAACGGUGUUCAAUAUGAAUGCCCCUGUUCCUCCUGUUAAUGAACCUGAAACUUUAAAACAGCAAAAUCAGUACCAGGCCAGUUAUAACCAGAGCUUUUCCAGUCAGCCACAUCAGGUGGAACAAACAGAGCUCCAGCAAGAACAGCUUCAAACGGUUGUUGGCACUUACCAUGGUUCCCAGGACCAGUCCCAUCAAGUGACUGGCAACCACCAGCAGCCUCCUCAGCAGAACACUGGAUUUCCUCGGAGCAAUCAGCCUUAUUACAAUAGUCGCGGUGUGUCUCGUGGAGGUUCUCGUGGUGCUAGAGGCUUGAUGAAUGGAUACCGGGGACCUGCCAAUGGGUUCAGAGGAGGAUAUGAUGGUUACCGUCCUUCAUUUUCUAACACUCCAAACAGUGGUUACACACAGUCUCAGUUCAGUGCUCCCCGAGACUACUCUGGCUACCAGCGGGAUGGAUAUCAGCAGAAUUUCAAGCGAGGCUCUGGGCAGAGUGGACCACGGGGAGCCCCACGAGGUCGUGGAGGGCCCCCAAGACCCAACAGAGGGAUGCCGCAAAUGAACACUCAGCAAGUGAAUUAAUCUGAUUCACAGGAUUAUGUUUAAUCGCCAAAAACACACUGGCCAGUGUACCAUAACAUGUUACCAGAAGAGUUAUUAUCUAUUUGUUCUCCCUUUCAGGAAACUUAUUGUAAAGGGACUGUUUUCAUCCCAUAAAGACAGGACUACAAUUGUCAGCUUUA
Molecule: messenger RNA, 2395 nt
Organism: Perognathus longimembris pacificus (Pacific pocket mouse)
Lineage: Eukaryota; Metazoa; Chordata; Mammalia; Rodentia; Heteromyidae
Product: caprin-1
Exons: 1
Coding region: 108-2234 (708 amino acids)
Cellular component (GO): cytoplasm
Molecular function (GO): RNA binding
Source: RefSeq, a predicted model, not a curated record